Messenger RNA from Perca fluviatilis (European perch), 1890 nucleotides. Its product is annotated as aflatoxin B1 aldehyde reductase member 4-like. Lineage: Eukaryota; Metazoa; Chordata; Actinopteri; Perciformes; Percidae. The transcript has 7 exons. Bases 175 to 1230 code for a protein of 351 amino acids. The record is from RefSeq and is a predicted model, not a curated record. Gene Ontology annotation, molecular function: oxidoreductase activity.
GUCACAGAAAACGAACUUUGCACUGCCUCAACUACAGCCAAGCAAAGAAGGCAAAUAGCUGUUUAGUAAAUUUAUCAAAUAUUCAUUUUUUAAUUUGGUUAAGUACCUUUACAACGCUACCUUAUCACCACUUCAAAACGACCUUAAGUAACAGGCUAGCUGCUGUACUGUAGCAUGCAGUGGGUAAAAAUAGGAAGACAGACAUUUAAAGAUGUGCUCACACAUUUGCCGAGAUUUGUGGCUCGUCGAAACAUGUCGUUGUCUCAAACUAAACGGCCAGUUUCCUUACUGGGAACUAUGUCGUUGGGUCAACCAGCCAACGCAGAGCAGAGCCUGGAGAUGGUGAAGAUUUUCCUGGACAGGGGACACAUCCAUGUGGACACAGCCUUCAUGUAUGUGGAUGGGAAGUCAGAGACAGCCUUAGGGGGCAUGAAUCUUCCUAAAACAGUAAGCAUAGCAACCAAGGCCAACCCCUGGGAUGGGAAGACGCUGAAGCCAGAGAGUGUGCGAUCUCAGCUGGAAACCUCCCUUCAGAGGCUGCGGACCGAUUGUGUGGACCUUUUCUACCUUCAUGCCCCUGACCACCAGAACCCCAUCCAGGAUACCCUUAGGGCCUGUAAUGAACUGCACAAAGAGGGAAAAUUCAAGGAGUUUGGUGUAUCAAACUAUGCAUCGUGGCAAGUGGCUGAAAUUGCCAGCAUCUGCAGAAACAACAACUGGAUUGUUCCCACUGUGUAUCAGGGAAUGUACAACGCCAUUACAAGACAGGUUGAGACAGAGUUGCUGCCAUGUCUGAGAUACUACGGAAUGAGAUUCUAUGCAUACAAUCCCCUAGCAGCUGGCAUUCUGACAGGAAAGUACCAUUACCAAGACAAAGAUGUACCCCAGCCUGCAGGACGAUUCUUUGGUAACAAAUUGGCUGCAGCAUACAGGGACAGAUACUGGAAGCAGAGUCAAUUCAAAGCAAUAGACGUGGUUCAAAAGGCCUUGGAGACAGUUUAUGGCUCAGAGAAACCCACCCUGACUUCUGCUGCUAUGCGCUGGUUGUACCAUCACUCCCAACUUAAGGGUGAUCUUGGUGAUGGAGUCAUCAUUGGCAUGUCAAGUAUGGAGCAACUUCAGCAAAACCUGGCUGCUGCAGAGGAGGGUCCUCUGGAUGAAAGAGUGGUCGCCGCCUUCAAUGAGGCCUGGAAUCUUGUAGCCCACGAGUGUCCAAACUACAUCCGUUGACCAGCCAAAAUAGUCCAAUGAAAUUUUAGAGAGAAAAGAGAUCUGCUAAAGCCCCUUUCCCUUAAUUUCCUUCGUUACUUGUACCUUUUUCCUGAAAUCACCCUUGAAAUUUGUUUUUGUGUAGUAACGAAGAGCACUUUUAAAAUUAAGAUAUUUUUUUCAGGGAAAAAUAACUGCCUUAAUAAAACUAUUACAUUAAAAAGAAAACCAAUUUGAGUCACCAGUGUUCACUGAACAACAAUUCAGUCGAAAGCUAAAAUUCAAGGUGAAGGGUGAAAAAAGGCCAAAGGAGAGAGAUUAAAGACUCUAGGGGCAGCACUGGCAGUCAGGAUGAAUGGUUUGAAUGUCCCUCUGUUGUUGAAGGCAUUUUCUAUAGUAAAACAGUCAAGAACUCACCAGAAUACAAGCCUACUCAGGAGUAAGCACGUCUCCCUCCUUACAGACUUUGUGGUCCUUCAGCAGUGGCAACACUCCUGUAAUAACUAAGAUUAUACAAAUUGUGACUAUCAUCGACCAAACAGAUCUGUCAUCUAACCUGAAAAGCCUUAAUUUUCUCAUGUCUUUGACACAAGUUUUUGCAUGUUCCGCCCUCAUCAUUAUCUACUAUCCUCCAUUAGGAAAUAUUAGGGAAGUACUUAUUAAAAAGUCAUACAUUUUCAA